AUGUUUACCGCUCUUAUUGCUCCUGAAAUUGUGGUGUUUCUUUCCGUGAGACAAUGGCUGGCCGCGAGAGAGAUAUCAAGACAACAUAAAGAUCAAGGUUGGACGAUGACUCAUGCACACUUCCUCAUAAUGGGCGGCUUUGUGCUUAUGAAGGGCGAUGAAGACAUGGGCACGCUUACCUGCGAGCUUUUCCAAGAGCUCGUUGCAUCUGACGAACUAACAUUCCCGACGAUAACCAAGGAAGAUAUCGAAGAGUAG
Molecule: messenger RNA, 258 nt
Organism: Psilocybe cubensis
Lineage: Eukaryota; Fungi; Basidiomycota; Agaricomycetes; Agaricales; Agrocybaceae
Exons: 2
Coding region: 1-258 (85 amino acids)
Source: RefSeq, a predicted model, not a curated record